AUGGAAUAAAACACAAUGAUUACGAAUGCCAUAAAUUUAUGGACAUAUGAGGUUAAUAAUGAAGAGAAGUUAGAUUUGAAUACAGAAUUUAAAUAUCUAUCGGAUGAGUAACAAUAAAAUAUAUUUGAUGAAUGUUUCCAUAUAUUUGAUUUUGGAUUAUCUUACGAUCUCUAAUAUAUGGUCAUUUUCGAAGAUAAAGUCAAAAAAUUGAUUAAUUAAUCAAGGAGAACGAAAGGGCGAUUAAGAAGUGAUCUAAGAUUAAAAUUAUUCGACAUUAAAUCUAAUAGUGUAGUAUUUGAAAGUAGCAUACUAUGCAGAGGGUUUCUUCUUGUAAACUUUCAUUUUUCACAAGAUUCACAUUAUCUACUUUGUCAAGGUUACUGGGAUGGGUAUUUAUUAAUAGAUAUUCAUUAAAAGAAAGAAUUUAUCUUUAAAAAUUUAGAAGAUACCCAUGAUAUUUUGUAGAUGGAUACAAUCAAUAGUUAUUAUUUAUAUAGAAAUAAUAAAUUAUUACAUAUUAAUGCAGAGUAGUUCAAUUUACAGAAGGAAAUUAACCUUAAAUUGAAUUUUAAAUAUAUCCUUUAUUUUAAAUCAUUUUUAUCAAAGUUUGCGUUGUUAAGUACGGAUCUAUUCCAAUAUGUGAUUUAUCUUGAAAAUUGUAAAGUAAUUAAAUAAAACAAAAAAUAAGAAGCUGUUAAAACAGAAUAAAUCAUUUUUCAAAAUUACUUAAUAAUAGAAUAAGAAAAUAUCAAUCAAACAGAAUAUACAGUUCGGCUAUUACAUAGUGGAAGAUUAGUAAGAAGAGUAAAAGAUCUCUUUUAAAGUUCUGGUAAUGUAUGUUAAGAUGAAUUUGGCAUUUAUAAAUAUUCAUUUUUCGAAUUCGAAAGGUUAAAUAAUCUUUAUAAAAUCUAAAUAUUCGACUUCUUAAGAGGCAUUUCAAAAUUAAUACAUUACCGAAUUGAUUCUUAACAACAUGAGCACACCUAAAUCUCGAAAUUUUACAGUUAAUUUAUCUACACCAUGACAAUGAAUGGAUUGCGAACUACAAUUGCGUGUUAUCGUUUAGGAUGA
Molecule: messenger RNA, 1071 nt
Organism: Paramecium octaurelia
Lineage: Eukaryota; Ciliophora; Oligohymenophorea; Peniculida; Parameciidae
Source: the annotation of a GenBank genome assembly